AUGAAAAAGGGUUUGAGACAAGGUGACCCACUAUCUCCUUUUCUGUUUGUACUGGUUGUAGAUGUUCUGCAUAGAAUUGCUGGAGAGGCGGUCAGAAACGGGUGCAUAUCACCAUUGGUGGUUAGAAGAGACAGUAUAGAGUUGCUGCAUAUUCAGUUUGUGGAUGAUACUAUUCUGUUUUGCCCACCAGAAGACGAGACUGUGAAGAAUUACAAGCGGCUUCUCCGUUGCUUUGAGUUGAUGUCAAGGAUAAGUAUAAAUUUUGACAAGUACAGCUUGAUAGCAAUCAAUUGUGAAGGGUUAUGGAUUCACCGAAUGUGUAGCUUAUUAGGUUGUAAGGAAGGUAUCCUACCCAUUAAAUAUCUUGGAGUUCCCCUUGGAGUGAAUUCGAGAUUAGUCACGACUUGGAAGCAUAUUAUUGACAAGGUGGAGGAGAAACUGAGCCUGUGGAAAGCUAAGGUGCUAAAUAAGACUGGGAAGUUGGUACUUAUAAAAUCAGCGUUGAAUAGUUUGCCAGUGUAUUAUUUGAGCUUAUAUAAGAUGCCAAAGGUUGUGGCUGAGAAGCUGAUUUCUAUGCAGAGAAGAUUCCUUUGUACCAAGGAGGAUGAAAGGAAUCAUAUAGCUUUAGUGAAAUGGAAAGUGGUGCAGGCCCCUAAGAAGCUUGGGGGAUUCGGAGUGGGCAACGCUAUGGUUCGUAACACUACACUUCUGUUCAAGUGGUGGUGGUGGUUUGUAAAGGAAGAGUGUCCAUUGUGGAAGAAGGUGGUUUUACAGAUGGAAUUACUGCCGGAGGAUAUAUCCAGUUACAACUUCACUAAGACCGAGCAAAUUUUGAUCGAACCCAUUACCAUUGAGCAAAUAUGGGUUCGAUGUCCUGGAGACUUUUUGGUUCAUCAUGCUAUUGCUAUGGGUUUACAUACAACUACAUUGAUCUUAGUAAAAGGUGCUUUAGAUGCACGCGGUUCCAAGUUAAUGCCAGAUAAAAAGGAUUUCGGUUAUAGUUUUCCGUGCGAUGGCCCGGGACGAGGGGGUGGUGCCCCCAAGCAUGGAGCUAUUUGCUUGGUUUGUCUUGAUAGGAAGGGUGAGUACUAA
Molecule: messenger RNA, 1092 nt
Organism: Arachis duranensis
Lineage: Eukaryota; Viridiplantae; Streptophyta; Magnoliopsida; Fabales; Fabaceae
Exons: 3
Coding region: 1-1092 (363 amino acids)
Biological process (GO): photosynthesis
Cellular component (GO): thylakoid; membrane
Source: RefSeq, a predicted model, not a curated record